Hypomesus transpacificus is the source of this 3974-nucleotide messenger RNA. RefSeq names its product matrin 3-like 1.2 (gene matr3l1.2). The coding region runs from base 268 to 3675 and encodes 1135 amino acids. Lineage: Eukaryota; Metazoa; Chordata; Actinopteri; Osmeriformes; Osmeridae. Gene Ontology annotation, molecular function: RNA binding; zinc ion binding. The transcript has 21 exons. The record is from RefSeq and is a predicted model, not a curated record. Gene Ontology annotation, cellular component: nucleus.
UUACAGGCCCAGCAGCGCCACCUGGUGUUGUUGGUGGUGGGAUUUUUCUCCGCGUGCUCACUCAAGACGAGAGCUAAACUUUCCAUCAGAGAAGAGGACUUUCCCUUUCUCCGCGUUGACUUGGGCCUAGCCUACUUCGUUCGUUGAAAUUCAUUGAAGAAAGCAAGUCCCCCUUUCAAAUAUUUUUUUUUGUCCAACUAUUGCUUAAUUCCAUCCUUGUGCCGUUUCAAAGUUUUUGUCUGUGCACAAUCCUCUUCCUCUACCACAAUGUCUCAGAAGAUUCCUUCAGAUAGUGGUCAGAAAGGGUUUGCUGUGGGGAGGGGCCUCCUAGCAGCUGCUGAGACCUUGAACUACAGCAUGGGUGAGCAACGCUCUGACGGCCUCCAGGGCUCCUCCAGACAGCUCAACAGCAUGGUCUCUGGCAUGGGUGGUGUUGGAGAUGGCCAGGACCGUAACUUGCAGCUUUCCCAACGGGGCGGAGCGAGUAGCCACAUUGGAAACACCAUGAAGUUGUUUGCCAGCUUAGGCCUGUCGCCUACCGACCUGGAUGCGUUGGCGCAGAUCCCAGAAGAGAACAUCAGCGUGGAGACCUUGCCGCACCUUAUCAUGCAGCUGAAGAACCGCAAGGGAGAUUCCAACAGGCACAUGGUGGGCAACCCCAGGGACCUGCCCUCCAUUUCCUCAGAAGACUCCUACAGGACCACAAGGGACAACUGGGAUGACAUGCGCAGUGGACGGCUUGGCACAUCCAUGGGGCAGUCUUCAGCCCGCGGCCAGCAGGGAGACUUAAGUUACGGUUCCAUGCAAAAUGUCACCGGAGCCCGGGGUUAUGAGUUAGAAUACAACAGUAGCAACAACAGCGGCGGCGGUGGGGGCAGGGAGCGGCAGUAUUCUGAGCUUUCCCAUGACCACUACGGUGGAAUGGGCAUGGGCCCUCCAGCGUCCAACAGUGUCUUUAUGCAAAGACGGAUGGGCUCGCCGUCACAGGGCAAAGUCCAGGACUACUUAGGAGUCAUGCCUCACAUGUUCCCCCAUGUGUGCUCUCUUUGUGACUUUGAUGUCCAUUCCAUCAUGGAGUGGAAUCAACACUCAAAUGGGCUACGACAUGCAGAGAACCAGAGGCUGCUCCUCCAAAUAUACCCUGAUUGGAACCCUCCCAUGGCCCAAAGCAGAAGCUCUGAGUCACAUGUGCUGGAUACAAGCAACCUUUCACGGGGAUUGCUGGGAGCCGCCCCCAUGACCACCGGACAGCAGAACAGGGGCAUGCCCUCCAGCUGGGGUGGUGUCACUGGACAUGGUCAUGGCAAAGCUCAGGCAUAUUCGGCACAGCCUAAGAUAAGAAGCAGAGUUGUGGUGGCCAAGUAUGAUAGGAAGCUCCCCCCUCAGAAGAAGCUGUUCGCUUUGACUCAACCUUUCGGGACCCUUUGUGAGCACCUAGUGCUUAAAACCAAGGCUUUUCUGGAGAUGCAGACACACAAGGAAGCUUUGGCCAUGGUCAACUACUACAAGCGAAAACCAGCAAACAUUUUCGGCCAGGAAAUCACCUUCUAUCUAUCCAAGGAACUUAUGGUGAUUGAGAAAGACGAAAGGAACAACAGGCCCAGCCAAGUGGUCUUCUUCUCCAACCUCCCAUGGGAGGCAGAGAAGAAGAUGGAACUCCUCACCAUCGCCAAACGAUUCGGCACCGUGGAGAAACACCUGUUCCUAAAGGAGGAGGCGUUUGUCCAGCUUGGGACUCCUGAGGAUGCGCAGAUGUUGGUGAAGUACUACACUCUCAACCCCCUCACCAUCAAAGGCAGGGUCAUCCGCCUUAACAUGUGCACCAAGUACAAGACUCUAAAUGUGAAAAGUUCUAAAAGUGGGCAGGGCUGGUCGGGGGAGGAAAGGGGCAGAAAGUCCAGCACCAGCAGCACUGGGACCAAAACCUAUUCAAAGGGCUCCUCUGUCUCUGCUGCUGAGGACAAGGAGGAGGAGUCGAAGCUGGCAGGGGGAGAAGGAUCAGGAGAUGAGGUAGUUGGAGUGGUGGAGGGGGAUGAGGCGGAGGGCGAGGAUUCCGGAACACAACAGGUUGACAAGGAAGACGUAGCUGAACUUCUAGGGGAUGGGGCAGAAGCCGAUGCGGAACCGUCGGAAGCGGCGGACUGCGCUUCGGAAACCCGGGAUGAGGAACCGGAACCAAAAGAUGAGAAAGUUCCGAGCAAUGGCCGUGUCGAAGAGAAGCCUGAAGCGGAGCAGGGGGACAGGUCCGAGGAACGGUCUGACAGCCAGGUGGAGAGGACCACCCCCGGAGAGACCGAAGGCUCCUCACAUGAAAAGGAGGCUAAAGGUGAUGCUGAGUCAACAGAACCUGUUGAGAGCUCUGACCUGGCUGAUGACGGCCAGUUUGAAGGCCCGGAGGGAAGUAUGGAGGAGGACUUCCCAGAGAAUAUGGAUGACUUUGUGACUCUGGAUGAGCUGGCUGAUGAAGAUGACAUGGACUCUCAGUCCAAAGGUGACUCUUCAGCAGGAAGCACAAGAAAAAAUAAGGAAAUGAGAGUUGUCAAUGUUGUCGGAUUUAAACGAGGCCAUACUCUAGUCAGUGAGCUCUUGGCUCUUGCCAAACCCUUUGGUAAAGUUGACCAACAUCUGGUGCUUGAUUUAAGGCCUGAGGCUUUUAUUCAGCUGUCUUCGGAAGAAGAGGCCAGAGCAAUGGUUCAAUUCUACAACGGAAAUGUCACACCCACCGUCUGUGGGAAAGCUGUGAGAAUAUACCAUUCACAAACAUACCCUACUAUCCAGGUAAGCAAGUGUGGGAAUAGUAGAGUGGUGUAUGUCGGCGGGAUUCCGAACUCAAAGUACUUGGAUGUGUCUAUUCUGAAGAUUGCGGAACCUUUUGGGAAAAUAAGACGUUUCUUCCUGAACAGAAUUAGAUCUGAGUGUUUUAUUGAGAUGGAGCGUGGAGAAGAUGCUGAGAAAAUGGCUGAAACCUACCGGGAAAAUCCACCAAGAUUCCAGAACAAGCGGUUGACCGUGUACAUUAGUAGGAAAUAUAAGCAACUCAAGUAUGGACACAGACCCCCUGGUGCUGCGUCAGAGGAGAAACGACCUAUCAAGAGGGAGCGUGAGGAGGGCGACGUGUCCACCAGCAGCAGUCCAGCCAAACCCACUGCCAAGCAGCAGCAGGAGGAGGAGGAGCCAGUGUUCAAGAAGUUCAAAGAGGAGAAGAGCCCUGUUUUGAAGCAGGGGCCAGAGAAAGAUGGGGAGGAGACUAGUGAUGUUUCCAGUAAAGAACAGCAGAAUGCGGAGGUCAAGAACACUGACCAACCUUCAGAAAGCUCCGAAGUACUGAAGACUCCAAUAGACUCGAGCAUCAAACUUGAAGAGGGGCCUGUGAUCCCCAUCAGUGAGAAGAAUGAAGAGAAUGGGCAGAAACCCAGCUCUCAGACACCUGUGGCUGAGACCAAACCAGCCAACGCCUCCCUCCCCUUAGAACCGUACGAUCCUACACAUCCCAUUGGUGUGGAGUUUGUGAAGAUGGGAUACUACUGCAGGGUCUGCUUUUUGUUUUACUCCAACGAGGACACGGCAAAGAAGGUGCACUGUAGUAGUCAGGCUCACUACGACAAGCUAAAGAAACACCUUGAAAAAGAGAAGACGAAAGCUUCAAGCACAACAGGGAAAAAGGUUGCUCAAUAACCUCAAUGCUUUGCAUGCAGUUGGUCAUCCUGAAGAUGAAUAACAUUUUGAGUUCUAUGUUUUUGUUGUAACCUUCAUGUAGAAGUAAACCAUUUAAGGUAAACUUGUAUGCUGUUCAAGAAAAGGUUUACUCCUCCCCCCCCCCCCAGUAUGACUGAUCCUGAAAAGUAAACAUACGAAGUAGCUUUUUUUUUUAUUAAAGAGAAUUUUAACUUGUAUUCAGGACAUUGUUUUAUAGAUGUGACAACUUGUUUUACAUUUUAUUAAUUUAGCAAAUAAAGCCACAUACAAAUUGUGUA